GUUCUUGGGCUAUUUGCCCCUAAAUCCAGUCUUAGAGUCAACUGAGAGAUACUGGAUCCUGGCCUUGGAGCUUAGAAACUACAUUACCCAGAAGGCCACGCAUGGAGUGGCAUCAGGCUGAGCCAAUGGAGGGUCAGAGAAGGCAUUUCUGUUUGGCCGCUUCUUUAGGGCGGGAUCGGGAGUCCUUGUGGCUGGAUUUCCUCUUCUCAGGUUUUUGGUCAGGCGGUGAGGUUUUCGGUGUCCGCACUCCCGUGAAGUAGGCCACAGAGUGGUGCUCCCCGUCACACAGCCCAUGGUCGGAGCUUCCAGUGGUGCUCACAGCUCCCACGUGGGUUGAAGCUCCGAGUCGCCACACGAACACACGCCAGGGCCGGGUCAGGGACCGCCAUUCCUGCAGCAGGUUCAACUCCCGCCGCUUCCGCUCCGCUCACCCCCCAGAGUGCAAUGGCGGCGCCCCCGCUGAGGAGACAGUCUGAGGUUGGCGUGACCUUUGAGGACAUUGCCCUGUACUUCUCCAGGGAGGAAUGGAGCCUCCUUGAUGAGGGUCAGAGACAGCUGUACCUGAAUGUGAUGCUGGAGAACUUUGAACUUCUAUCCUCCCUGGGUUGCUGCUGUGGAGCAGAGCAUGUGGAGGCACCGACGGAACAGAAGGUUUCUGUUAGAGUGUCACAGGCAAGGAAUCCCAAGGUAGCCUUGUCUUCCCAGAAGAGCCACCCGUGUGAGAGUUGUGGGCUCGUCUUGGGAAACAUUUUCUACGUGCUGGAGCUGCAGGGAACACAACAUAGACAGAUACUGUUGAGGUGUGGGGCAUGUGCAAAAUGGUUUUACUUCAGUGUAAAAUUUCACCAAUGGCAUGUGAGAGAGAAGACUUUCAUUAGAGGUGUGGACAGGAUCUCACUUGCAAACAGCUGCAAUUUCAAUGUGACCCAGAAGCGUUUCACCUGCAGAAAAGUUGGGCAGGGUGUCCUUACCAAAUCAGGAACUCUCCACCUAACGGCUCCUCAGUCCAUGGACAGUCCCAAUGCUAUUUCAACACGUGGGAUGAUGUUUCAAAGGAGAGAAAAUUGUUACACCAGGAAAGAAUGUAAGGAUGACAUUAAUCGCACCCACAUUUUUAUUCAGGAGAAGAGUGUCCAUGUUGGAAGUCGAUGUUUUGUGUGCUCUGAAUGUGGAAAAUCUUUUACAACUAACUCUCACCUUCAUAAUCAUCAGAGAGUUCAUACGGGAGAAAAUCCUUAUAAAUGCUGUGAAUGUGGAAAGUCUUUUACACAUAGCAUUGGUCUCCAGUAUCAUCAGAGAGUUCACACUGGAGAAAAGCCUUAUCAAUGCAGUGAGUGUGGAAAAACUUUUACAAAUACCAGAGGUCUCCAAUAUCAUCAGAGGGUUCACACUGGAGAAAAACCUUAUCAAUGCAGUGCAUGUGGGAAAUGUUUUAUUACUAAGACCCACCUUCGUACUCAUGAGAGAGUUCAUACUGGAGAAAAGCCCUAUAAAUGCAGUGACUGUGGAAAAUCUUUUACUGCUAGGGCUACAGUACAAUAUCACCAGAGAAUUCACACUGGAGAAGAGCCCUAUAAAUGCAGGGAAUGUGGGAAAAGUUUUACAAGUAUCAAGGGUCUCCAGUAUCAUCAGAAAGUUCACACUGGAGAAAAACCUUAUAAAUGCAGUGCAUGUGGCAAAUGUUUUAUUACUAAGACCCACCUUCGUAGUCAUCAGAAAGUUCAUACUGGAGAAAAGCCCUAUAAAUGCCGUAAAUGUGGGAAAUCUUUUAACACAUGCACUGAUCUUUGUCCUCAUCAGAGAUUCACACAGGAGAAAAGCCUUAUCAAUGCAGUGAAUGUGGAAAAACUUUUACAGGUACCAGAGGUCUCCAAUAUCACCAGAGAGUUCACACUGGAGAAAAACCUUAUAAAUGCAGUGCAUGUGGGAAAUGUUUUAUUGCUAAGACCCACCUUCAUAGUCAUCAGAGAGUUCAUACUGGAGAAAAGCCCUAUAAAUGCAGUGACUGUGGAAAAUCUUUUACUGCUAGGGCUACAGUACAAUAUCACCAGAGAAUUCACACUGGAGAAGAGCCCUAUAAAUGCAGGGAAUGUGGGAAAAGUUUUACAAGUAUCAAGGGUCUCCAGUAUCAUCAGAAAGUUCACACUGGAGAAAAACCUUAUAAAUGCAGUGCAUGUGGCAAAUGUUUUAUUACUAAGACCCACCUUCGUAGUCAUCAGAAAGUUCAUACUGGAGAAAAGCCCUAUAAAUGCCGUAAAUGUGGGAAAUCUUUUAACACAUGCACUGAUCUUUGUCCUCAUCAGAGAGUUCACUCUGGAGAAAAGCCUUAUAAAUGCAGUAAAUGUGGAAAAUCUUUUAAACGUAGCAGUGGUCUCCAAUUGCAUCUCAGAGUGCACACUGAAGAAAGACCUUAUCUCAGCAGUGAAUGUGGGAAGUCUUUUAUCACUAGCUCUGAACUUCAUUGUCAUCAGAAAUAUCAUACUGGGGAAAAUCUUUAUAAAUGCAGUGAAUGUGGAAAGUAUUUUAAAAGUCGCAGUGGUUUCCAAUAUCAUCAUCAGAGUGUUCACACAGGAGAAAAGCCUUAUCAAUGCAGUGAUUGUGGGAAAUGUUUUAUUACUAAGACCCACCUUCGUAUUCAUCAGAGAGUUCAUACUGGAGAAAAGCCUUAUAAAUGCAGUGCAUGUGGGAAAUGUUUUAUUACUAAGACCCAACUUUGUAUUCAUCAGAGAGUUCAUACUGGAGAAAAGCCUUACAAAUGCAGUGAAUGUGGGAAAUCUUUUAUCACUAAAACCGACCUUCAGAGUCAUCAGCGAAUUCAUACAGGAGAAAAGCCUUAUAAAUGCAGUGAAUGUGGGAAAUCUUUUAUCACUAAAACCUGCCUUCGUAGUCAUCAACGAGUUCAUACAGAAGAAAAGCCUUAUAAAUGCACUAAAUGUGGAAAAUCUUUUAAACGUAGGAGUGGUCUCCAUUAUCAUCGCAGAGUGCACACUGCAGAAAGACCUCAGCAGUGAAUGUGGGAAAUCUUUUAUUACUAGCUCUGAACUUCAUUGUCAUCAGACAUUUCAUACUGGGGAAAAUCUUUAUAAAUGCAGUGAAUGUGGAAAGUAUUUUAAAAGUCGCAGUGGUCUCCAAUAUCAUCAUCAGAGCAUUCACACAGGAGAAAAGCCUUAUCAAUGCAGUGAAUGAGAGAAGUCUUUUAAAACUAGGACUGAACUUCACAAUCAUCAGAGAGUUCAUUCAGGAGAGAACACUUAGAAAUGCAGUGAAUGUGGGAAAUCUUUUACAAGUAGCAAUAGUCUUCAAUAUCAUCAGAGAGUUCAUACUGGAGAAAGCAGUUAUGAGUGCACUUAGUGUGAGAGUGGGGAGCCGGCAUGGCCAUGGCAUACUCAGCCCCAGUGUGCCUUAUUUACCAUGCCAGCUCAGCCUGGGUCAGUGACCCUGAGUUGGGGCGAUGAAAGUAUUAAGAAAAGACAGAAGAGAAUGAAAGCUGGGUCUCGGUGUGACGCUGCCCUCUGGGGUGGAGAGAGACAGUGCCAACGCCCACAAGCCGUGUCUUUAUUUUAUAGCAGAUGCCACGAGGCAAAGUAAAGGCAUGAU
Molecule: messenger RNA, 3597 nt
Organism: Myotis brandtii (Brandt's bat)
Lineage: Eukaryota; Metazoa; Chordata; Mammalia; Chiroptera; Vespertilionidae
Product: zinc finger protein 587-like
Exons: 7
Coding region: 445-3186 (913 amino acids)
Biological process (GO): regulation of cytokine production; regulation of immune system process; negative regulation of transcription by RNA polymerase II
Source: RefSeq, a predicted model, not a curated record